Molecule: messenger RNA, 973 nt
Organism: Acanthopagrus latus (yellowfin seabream)
Lineage: Eukaryota; Metazoa; Chordata; Actinopteri; Spariformes; Sparidae
Gene: rbp4l
Product: retinol binding protein 4, like
Exons: 5
Coding region: 170-760 (196 amino acids)
Molecular function (GO): retinol transmembrane transporter activity; retinoid binding
Source: RefSeq, a predicted model, not a curated record
ACCCCUAGAUUUAAGCACCUUAUUUAGUUCCAAGCAAUGAAAAUUAGCCAUAAGCUCGUCUGCGGGGUGUGUAUAUAAAGGCCGCCUCACACUCAGAAAGCCAAUCUGGUCGAUCACCACAGGCGGUAGUAGAAUCUCAAUCACGGUUGCUUCUGUGAACCAUAACAGAAUGGGAUCCUCUAAGCUGGCCCUGCUGCUGGUCUUCGUGGCCUGCGUAGAACGCUGUCUGUCCGCCUCCUGUGUCGUCGACAGCUUCACUGUCAAGGAGGACUUUGACCCCAAGAGGUAUGCAGGAAAGUGGUACGCGCUGCAGAAGAAAGACCCAGAGGGCCUGUUCCUGCAGGACAACAUCUCAGCUGAGUACACCAUCGAUGAUGACGGCUCCAUGACCGCCUCCUCCAAGGGUCGUGUCACUCUGUUCGGCUUCUGGGUUGUGUGUGCUGACAUGGCCGCCCAGUACUCCGUACCCGACCCCACCACCCCCGGCAAGAUGUUCAUGAACUACCAGGGACUGGCCAGCUACCUGUCCAGUGGAGGCGACAACUAUUGGGUGAUCGACACCGACUAUGACAACUACGCCAUCACCUACGCCUGCCGCACCCUGAAGGAGGACGGCAGCUGCGAGGACGGCUAUGCCCUCAUCUUCUCCAGGAACCCCCGUGGCCUGCCACCAGCCAUCCAGCGCGUCGUCCGUCAGAAGCAGGAGGACAUCUGCAUGGCCGGAGAGUUCCAGCCCGUCCUGCAGUCCGGCGCCUGCUAAAGAGAAAGAGGGAGUGAAGAGAGCUGAGAAGAGGGAGGAGACAGAAAGUGUGCAUGUGAGGGUGAUGAUGUGCAGAAUGAAUGGACGAAUGCAAAGAGUAAAAAAAAAAUGAUAAUAAUAAGAUCGAGAAGAGGAAAAACAUUAGAUGACAGAGAAUCCUUUGUCCAUCCAUUGUUUGUGCAAUGAAAAUGUCCCUUUUCCUGUGGCGUUCAA